Schizosaccharomyces osmophilus is the source of this 3033-nucleotide messenger RNA. It is a transcript of the gene prp24, whose product is annotated as RNA-binding protein Prp24. Gene Ontology annotation, biological process: RNA processing. Gene Ontology annotation, molecular function: RNA binding; protein binding. The record is from RefSeq and is a predicted model, not a curated record. The transcript is spliced from 3 exons. NCBI's taxonomy places the organism in Eukaryota, Fungi, Ascomycota, Schizosaccharomycetes, Schizosaccharomycetales, Schizosaccharomycetaceae. The coding region runs from base 1 to 3033 and encodes 1010 amino acids.
AUGAAUACAUCAGGGAACUUGGAGCAUGGAGAUUCAAACAUGGAAAUGGAUACAGCGAUGGUUUCAGAAUCGAAACCUUCCCUUGUUUCUGAAUUACUCGAAUUCACACUUCAACAUCCUUACAACUAUGAAGGGCACGUGAAACUCGUAGAAGAACUCAAACAACAUGGACUAAAAGAUGAUUUGCAUGCCGCAAGAAAACGAUUUCAAAGCCUAUUUCCUCUCUCAGAAGAUAUAUGGAUUGAAUACUUGGAAGACGAAAAGGCAGUGUGCAAUACCCUAGAAGACUACGAACGAAUUGUCGGUUUGUUUGAAAGUGCAGUGACAGACUAUCUUUCGAUUCGUCUUUGGCAACUAUAUUUAGAGUUUUUAUUAACACUCGUCGACCCAAGCACAUUUUCUUCUGAAAAUGCCGAGCUGCAAGACGUGGUUUCUCUGCAAGAUGUCUACACCUUAUUUAAGAGAGCAUAUGAAAUAUGCAAAUACCAUUUUAAUCAGAGCCAAAAAAUUUGGGAACAAUUUUUGGAGUUUCUUGAAGAAACUGGUGAAAACCUAUUUGAAUCCGGCCAAACAAUAACGUUGCGAGAUAGAAUGUACGAAUUUUAUAUUGAAAGAUUAGAAAUACCCCACAGUCAGAUCGAGGAAACAUUCUCAUCAUUUUCGUCUUUCGUUACCAAAAAUUGGUCACAAGAAGAAUACGAAGUCAUUAUGUCGAACACGAAUAAAAUAUAUGAGACGAACCUGUCGAAACAUAAGAAAAUAUAUGAUAACGAAUUGCAAUUGAGUGCUUCUAAUCAUUCCUUAGAAUGCUACAUGGACCUCCUUAAUUCUGAAUCUAGACGAAGCACCUCUAUUCAUCAAUAUGUUGCUACACUUUAUGAAAGAGCUAUAAGCUUCUACCCUCUUGUAGGUGAUCUAUGGCUUGAGUACUUGGCUUGGGUGAGCAAACCUGACUUUCCUCCUCAGGCUUAUGCUAUUGCAGAGCGUUCUGUUCGAAAUUGCCCUUUUGUAGGGAAAUUAUGGGCCAUAAAGCUUCUAUACAUGAUUGUUGCUGGAUUGUCUAAUAGUGCAAUUCACCAAGAGAAAGAAACAUGUUUACAGAUGGAUUUGUUUUCUGGAUUUGAUGAAUACUGUGCCUUUUUCUCUGAAUAUCUUAAACUUUGUAUAUAUAUUUCCUCUAAUGAACUAGACCCUACGCUUUAUAUCAAAAAUGAGAUUGAAGCCAUCGAGAACUUCAUGCACCAUCAUUUUCCCGGGCUUCGAGAUCAUAAUAUGCGGAUAGAAAGUGCCAAAAUUAAUUUACUUAUUUCUCUAAAUGAUUAUGAGAGUGUCGAAGCUAGUUGGAUUAGACUUCAGAAAGAUUUCCAUAAGAGCGCAAAGUUUUGGAUUCUUAGAUAUGCAGCUACAUUACGAUACAACCCAGAGCUAGCCAUUGACACUUUGAGAAAAGGUCUGUAUAAGGAUCUCGACAAUCCCAUGCUAUUGUUUCAAUUUUAUGAAUCGGUUGUAACACUUAAUCAUGAUUGUUUUACCUCAAUUUCUCAGUUCUAUGAUUUUACGCAAGCGAAAAGUUUAUAUGUCAAGAGGAGCCUUACUUCUCAUUUACAAAACCAAGAACUGACAUUCUCAACGGAAGUUCAAGAAAAGGCAGUUAGUUCACCUGAUCGUGCCAAGAAGCGGAAGCCUGAGGAUGACGAAAGUUUGUUGAAAAAAUCAAGAUUACCAGAAAAACAUCGGAACAGAGAAGAAUUCACUAUUUUAGUUAGUAAUCUUCCAGAUGAUAUUAGCGAGAAGGAUUUGCAGCAAUUUUUUAGAGACUGCGGCAAGAUUUUACAGAUAUUUAUCUAUGAUGACAAAGAUGGGAAAAAGUUAGCACAGGUUGAGUUUUCCGAAACCAGUGAGGUUCUUGCUGCUAAGACUAAAGAUAUCAAACAGAUCAAAGGACAUGAAAUUUCUGUUCAAGUUCAUGUUGAUACCACCCUUUAUGUUACAAAUUUUCCGCCUACGUUCGAUGAAAAUAAAAUGACGGAUCUUUUCACGAAGUACGGCCGUGUUGUACAAAUUCGGUUUCCAAGUUUAAAAUACGACACAAACCGGCGUUUCUGCUAUAUUCAAAUGAGCACACCGGAAGAAGCCUACCAUGCAUUACAAUUACACUCAAAAGUGUUCGAAAAUCGUUACGAGUUGAAGGUUUUUAUUUCAGACCCCAACAAAAGCGGAGCUAGAAGUGGGGCUGUGUACGAAAAAAGAGAGCUUUAUUUGACCAACGUCGACUUUAGUGUUAAUGAAAGUCAAGUCCUUGAGUUUUUCCUAAACUAUGGCACCGUUGAAAGUGUUCGAUUACCUUCAAAAGCUUCCACAAAAGGCCACAUGGGGUUCGGCUAUGUGAUCAUGUCUUCUAGUUCCGAAGCCGAGAAUGCUUUAAAUGCUGCCGGAAAGGUCCUAGGAAAGAGAGUUUUGAACGUUGUAAUUUCCCAGCCCAAGAAAGCUAUCAGCAAAGAAAAAUCUACUAAAGAUAAGCGACCAGCGUUUACUAAAAUGCUUAAUAAGGAUGCAACCGAUAGUACUAGUCCACCGAUGUCACUUAAUCAGGUUCAUAGUAAAAGCCUAGGAAUAGUUAACGUCGAUCAAACGGUCAAUGAAGCAAGAUUGAGGUCGGUAUUCGAGCCACAUGGAGAAAUUUUUAGAGUCGUUCUACAUCCUGAGCACGAAGGUGCAAUUGUUGAAUACGUUGACAUACAUAAUGCUGGUAAAGCGGCACUUGCCGUGGAGGGUAUGAAAUUGAGUGGUCGAGAAUUACACGUAACAACGGUGAACGAAAUGAUGCAUAACAGUCCGGAAUAUAACCAAACAUUCGUCCCUAAACUACGUCCACGGAAGGCUGGCGCUAGAUUAGGCAUUCAAAAAUUCCAGAAUUCAGCAAAUCAAGCUGACACUCAAAAAGAGUCAAAGAAUGACGAAGACGACACUAUGCAGAUUGAUCCUCCUAAGACCAAUGAUGAUUUUCGACGAUUUCUAUUUAAAGGCACGUGA